AUGAAGAAAGAAGCACUGUGUACAGAGAUCACUACUCCAGUAACUUGCCUGAAGAAACCGAGAUAUCGGCGCAUUGAUGGAAAGUGCAGCAACCUUAAGUAUCAAAUUGCUGGUGGCGCGGGAACACCACUUGAACGAAUUCGACCAGUGGUAAUUAUUAUGUGUGUUGAUCAUUAAUUAUAUACCGCAUAUACUAUAGGCAACAGAAUGGCCUCGAAUUCAAUUUUGCAAAAAGAACCAUGAACGAGUGUCUGUUUCAUGGGCCGUUGUCAACAUUGCACAAGCCAGAAUGCGAAAAACAAGUUCAACUUGAAGUCCUUGGGAAAGCUCGUGGAUGUAUAUGUUUUGAAUUUGCGUCAGAAUUGACGUUCCUCAGCAACACUAAUUUUCAGAACGCUUUUCUUUUAAUAUUAUUCAGAAAAUUGAAAGAACUGAUUACUUUUGUGGGAACUAAUUAUAUUUUUGCGACUCUAUUGUAUUUUGGAAUAUAAAACACUUCCCUCAGCCAAUCAGAUUUAAGAAUUUUGUAAUGUGCAUUAAUUAAUAUAACGUAAGCCUACCAUUUUUCCCUUUUCAUAAUUGCAUUGUUAUUAACUGCUUAAAUAUGUCGGAAAUAUAAAUGGACAAAACAUUACCAUCUUGUAUUAGGAAUAUUACCAUCUUUUAUCAGGAAUAUGACUAGUCUGACAGUUUUAAAUCUAGUUUAAAGACUUAUCAUUUAUUUAGACAGGCUUUUAACGAAAACACAUAGGUUGUACAAUUUUUAAUUACUAAUUAGAUUUAACUGUAAUUUUUAACUAUUUUAAUCUUUAAUUGUAAAGCGCAUUUGAUCAUAUUUUAAUGUAAUUUGCGCUUUAUAAAUUAUUAUUAUUAUUAUUAAUUACCAAUAGAAAUACUAUGAUGCUCAUGGUCUGAAUGAUCCAGUGGGUUUUCCCAAUCAGCGAGACCUGCCUAGCUUACCCUCGCCUUUCAACAUUACCAAAAAUUUUAUUAAAGAUGAAGUAGCUUCAUCUUCAGAUCCAGAGCUCUCUCCACUUAUGAUGCAGUUUGGUCAGUUUCUGGACCAUGAUUUGACAUUGUCUGCUGAAGAAUCGGGAGGCGCCGCCUGUUUGAGAAGAAGGUAUUUAUAAUAAGCAGUUACUCAAGUAAUUUUUCGCCAUGCAGAACUAGAAUGAACUUAUACUUUCACUUUGUGCCUUCUUAAAUCCUUCCAAUAAAGUGAUAACUUCGUAGCGCUGACGAGACAAUGUAACUCUUUCACUGCAUUCUGAGAUAUGUGGUUCUCAUAAUUUGACGAAGUCGAUGUUAUUUAUAUACUGAUGAACUAUACAAUCCCCCUUCCAAUGUGCAAGUGAAGGAUCUUCCUUGUAGGAACAUUGAAAUAUAUUAUAAAAUUGUUUUUUUAAUAUAGUACAUCUUAAUAUUCUUUUAGCUGUGAUGGAUCUGAAACUGACUACGACGCUCCAUGCUAUCCAAUUCUUCCCCUAGAAAACAGCCAUCCACCGUGUAUAAAAAUGAUUCGAUCAGCGGCCAUGUGCCAACGGGAUGGGUAUCCUGAGGAAAGGCAGCAAAUUAACGAAGUUACAGCUGUGAUUGACGGAAAUAACAUUUACGGAUCUGCGGACAAGACAACUGACAAUCUGAGAGACAAGAAAA
This is a messenger RNA of Paramuricea clavata, 1656 nucleotides long. Lineage: Eukaryota; Metazoa; Cnidaria; Anthozoa; Malacalcyonacea; Plexauridae. The record is from the annotation of a GenBank genome assembly.